AUGGACGAUCCGAGAAGAACAACUAUUGUUGAUAGUGAUGGCUAUGAUCGAGAUGAAUUACUACCAAAAUCAUCCAAAAAUUACAGAAUUCUUUUUGAUAAGUCAACACUUAUACAUCCAAAUGAAGAAAAGAUAAUUACUAUUGAAAUAUCUGCUGAAAGUGUGAAUAAAAUAACUGUAAGUCAUGAUAUUAGCCAUAAUGUUGCUUUGAGAAGAGGAGAAAAAAUCAACUUUACGGCAACUUUGAGAAGUACAGUUCAAAUUCCAAAUUUAGAUGUUAAAAUCUAUGCAAAUCAUGACUCAAUGAUAUAA
Molecule: messenger RNA, 312 nt
Organism: Trichomonas vaginalis G3
Lineage: Eukaryota; Parabasalia; Trichomonadida; Trichomonadidae
Exons: 1
Coding region: 1-312 (103 amino acids)
Source: RefSeq, a predicted model, not a curated record